AUGAUGUCCAACGAUGUGACACGGUUUGACCAGCUGUGCCCAUUCUUCAACUUCUUGUGGAUCGCACCCAUCGAGUUUGCCGUUAUUUCAUAUCUGGCGUAUCGAGAGGUGGGCUACUCAGUAUUUACAGGCAUUGCUCUGCUGCUGCUGUUGAUCCCCUUUCAGGUGAUCUCAUCAAGGCUCUUCGUCUACCUUCGAA
Messenger RNA from Sphaeroforma arctica JP610, 199 nucleotides. RefSeq lists its product as hypothetical. Lineage: Eukaryota; Ichthyosporea; Ichthyophonida. Gene Ontology annotation, molecular function: ATPase-coupled transmembrane transporter activity; ATP binding. Gene Ontology annotation, cellular component: membrane. The record is from RefSeq and is a predicted model, not a curated record. The transcript has a single exon. The annotation marks the transcript as partial. Gene Ontology annotation, biological process: transmembrane transport.